Gopherus flavomarginatus (Mexican gopher tortoise) is the source of this 6231-nucleotide messenger RNA. It is a transcript of the gene GEN1, whose product is annotated as GEN1 Holliday junction 5' flap endonuclease. The transcript has 13 exons. Gene Ontology annotation, molecular function: 5'-flap endonuclease activity; four-way junction DNA binding. Lineage: Eukaryota; Metazoa; Chordata; Testudines; Testudinidae. The record is from RefSeq and is a predicted model, not a curated record. Bases 266 to 3124 code for a protein of 952 amino acids.
AGACAGGACUGUAGCCUGUUUAUAAUACAAGUUGUCCUACAAGAAGCUCAUCCAUUAAACAAGUGAUCUAUAAACUUCAGACUCUAAAUAUUUGGAUGGCUUGAUUGUGUCAUUCUCUUAGUCAUUAACAUUUAUUUUUAGAAGUACUUAGAGCACUUACUUCCCCCCCAGAAAUUGCCACAUUCCAUAUUCUGAGCUGUGAACUUUUGUUUUAAUCGGUCUUUACAGCUGAUGCCCUCAUAUUGGCAAAGCAGAAUUUAGGACGAUGGGAGUGACUAAUCUAUGGCAGAUCCUGGAGCCUGUGAAAGAACAUGUUCAUCUGAGCAGUCUCAGGGGAAAAACCCUUGCUGUUGAUUUAAGUCUAUGGGUGUGUGAGGCACAGACUGUUAAAAAGAUGAUUGGAGUAGUCACCAAGCCUCAUCUUAGGAAUCUAUUUUUUCGAAUCUCUUCUUUAACCUCAAUGGAGAUCAAAUUGGUGUUUGUGAUGGAGGGGGAUGCCCCAAAGCUGAAAGCAGAAACAAUGAGUAAGAGGAAUGAGCUCCGCUAUGGGUCUUUGAAAAAACCUAGGGCUGCAAAAACAGGGAGAUCCUAUUUUAAAUCAGUUUUAAAAGAGUGCCUUGAAAUGUUGGAGUGUUUAGGAUUACCUUGGGUUCAAGCAGCUGGUGAAGCGGAGGCGAUGUGUGCUUAUCUGAAUGCAAAUGGAUAUGUGGAUGGCUGCAUCACCGAUGAUGGAGAUGCUUUCUUGUAUGGAGCUCAGACAGUUUAUAGGAAUUUCACUAUGAAUGCAAAGGACCCACAUGUUGACUGCUAUACAAUGUCCUCUAUUAAGGAGAAACUAUGUUGUGACAGAGAGUCUCUGAUUGGGCUAGCAAUUCUUCUUGGUUGUGAUUAUCUUCCUAAGGGAGUGCCAGGAGUUGGAAAAGAACAAGCUUUAAAGUUAAUUGCGACUUUGCGAGGUCAAAGUUUACUACAGAGGUUUGAUCAAUGGAAAGGACAGCUUCAACGUGGUAAUGCAUCUGUUCUAACAGUUAACAAGAUGAUUCAUUGUUCUGUGUGCCACCAUCCAGGUUCUUGUAAGGACCAUGAGCUCAGUGGAUGUAAACUGUGUGGAAGUGUUAAGUCCUGUGAACCACAUGACAGCCAAUACUGCUGCCUUUGUGAGUGGCAUUGUUCAGAGCGAGUGAAACAGACAAAUGCAGUGGAGGACAAUAUCAGAAAAAAAGCUAGAGGUUGUGAGGGCUUUCCAUUUUCUGAGGUUAUCGAAGAAUUUCUUGUAAACAAAAACAAACUGGUCAGGAUAAUGGAGCGCCAGAGGCCAGAUUUAUUGUCUUUUCAGAGACUUGCUUUUGAGAAGAUGGAAUGGACCAAACACUAUGCUUGCAAGAAACUGUUGUCACUGUUGACACACUAUGACAUGAUCAAAAGAAAGUCUGGUCAGACAGAUACAGAGCAGCUGCAGGCAAUACGGAUAGUCAGGACACGUGUUAAAAAUGGAAUUCCUUGUUUUGAAAUUGAAUGGCAAAAACCAGAGCAUUAUGUUACAGCAGAUGAUCAGCCCACAGAGUCCUUUGUGGUUACAGUAGAGAAAGAAGCUUUGUUUCAGGCUGCCUAUCCUGACAUUGUUGGCUUCUAUAAAGUGGAAAAGUUGGAAGUUUUGGAAAGGAAACAGAGAAGUAAGAAAAAUAAACCAAAAGAAAAAGAACACUCAAAUAUCGAUGGUAAUGUUGCUGAUCUUCUGUCUGUGAUGAAUUUGCAAUCUACAUGUGAAAGCUUUCCUGAGCAGGAUUCCAAGUCAGAUUUUAAAACUCUUCCUGAUAAUCAAAUGCAGGAGAAAAGUAUCUCCAAAUCUAAUGAUUCCCUUUUAGCUGCAGAUUUUUCCACUGUAAUUGUUCAGUUACAAAACCCAGUAUCUACCCUUCCUCUAACUGCUUCACCCAACACUCAAUAUCACAGUGUUUUAGAUGGCUCUCUUACUUUACCAGCACAGUUUACUCAACUCCCUGAGGCAUCAUCCUCUUAUGUUUCUUCUAUGAUAGUUGAUCUGCAACUGAGUGGCAUUGAUUGGGAUGGAACCUCAUUCAGCAUUUCACCAGCACAUGUUGAUUCUGCCUGUUGUUCAGUGUCUGAGCUUGGUGCAUCUAAUAAUUGUAUAAGCCAACCAUGUACACUUCAGCACAAAACAAGGGAAAACACAAAAUAUUCUGGUGCCACACAAUCUGAUGAAGAUUCUUGCAUCAGUGCAGAGUAUUUGGUUCCAACCCCUACUGAUCUGGUAGAACAGCUUCAGAAGUUGCCUUUAAGAGAACGAAUAUUUCUGAAGACGUCUGUGCAGAAAGAUACUGCACUGUCUCUAAACGUAGUGCAACCAAAACCUUUACAAUUGUUGAAACAAAUUAAAGAAACAUCAAUUCCUGAGACUGUUUCCGCUUAUCCUUCAGUUCAAUUAAGUGACACCACAAAAGAAAUCAAAAUGUUAUCAGAAAAAUAUCUGAAAGUCUCUAGUGUACAAAAUUACCAGGAACAGUACAAAAAACUUGGCAACUUGGUACAAAUGGAGCAAAAACACCCCAAACACAGCUGUUUGAAGUCUGUGGGUUUGAGAAGUCAAGCAGCAGAGCCUUUGCACUCCGAAGGUGAAUCAGUGAAGUUAACAAAGGCCACAGAUAACUGUCACAUUAGAAAAUUCUGUACUCAAGCUACUUGGAAAACUUCAAUUAAAAAGAGUGUGUGCCAUGACAGACAUUCUUCUAGUGAGGACAGUGAUGAUGGGACUAUGAUGGAUAAAAAUCAGAUUUACAGAAUUAAACAGCGGAGGCAACUAAAUCCAGCUCAGAUGAAGGAAAACAUCACCAAGGAGAGGGGUAACGGAGGAUCAAAUCUUUCAACUAAAUGGAAAGAGAGAGGGGCAAAUUUAAAAAUAACUAGCAACAAUUUGUCAAUGCAAGUAUCUCCAAAACCUGCCUCGGUAGUGGAAGCUAACAGUUUCCCAAGCCCAAUACUAUCAUUUAAAAGAUUAGAUUCCUGUUCUUCUCUGCAGCAAAGCAAAAAUGAUGACUGUGAUGUAUGGGUAGAUAGUCCCCUGCCUCUGUCUGAAAGGCUCAAACUAAGACUCAAAAGCAAUUAGUACUUCAUUAAAAAUACAUUACGUUAAACAGUUAACUUAGAGUCUAAAACUCCUACAUAAUUCCUUUCCUCAUUCAUAGCAUUGGUAUAUGCAAGCUCAAGAGACACUGUAUUGCAAAGUUAACAUAGUCAUAAUUAAUAGAAAGCAUUGUGAAGUCCUGCUUACUUGGUACUGAAGUUUGAAAUGUAAACAUUGUCAAAAUUAUGCCAUCCCAGGAGUACAGCUGACGUGCCCUGAAAUCCAUUUGACUGUGUAGUAUUUUCUUGCCAUAAGCACCAUAGCCAUGGACAAAAUAUACAACACUGAUAUUUUAUUCCAAAAGAGGUAAGGUUUAUUUAAUGAAGCAUUAGCCUUUUGGCUUGUAAGGAUAGACCCAUAAUAUAGUUACAAUGUGCUAUGCUGCUGUCAGGUGUUUUCAGCAAGACCUACUGAUACAGCUUUUGUGUAACUGAAAUUCCCCAUUGUGCACCACUCUCUUGAUGGGGUGUUAACUUUAAAACAGGCUUACAAUACUUGGUUACCAGUGGUGUUGAGCAUUUUUAAAAGAAAUUACCAGAUAAAUUCAGCAGUUGAGCUUGUCUAGGGUAGCUGAAUUUGUCUGACAUGUCCUAUAAUAAACUGCUAGAACACAUGUCUAGUCCAGAAAAGGAUAAAUAAUCACUUGAAUCAGUGCCAGCUGAGUGGACUCAAAGUGAGUAUUUUAGGUGCAUUCUAGUUCUGUAAUUGCUAUCUCUACACUUUUAUUUAAAUGUAAUUGUAUUAAAUGUUUGUAGCUGGUGGCAUUUUUUUGCUGCAGAACAGGAAGAAUGAAAUCUCUGCAAGUUUUGAUGUGCCUUUAGGUAAUAGCAGAGAAGAGGUUAAAUUAUAGGAAACCUAAAAUUACAUUUGCUAUUGCAACUUCAUUUACAAGCAUCACAUAUUUUAAAUCAUUGUUUGUAAAAGGAGCCUUGAAAUUAGACUUAAAACAAAAAAGCAACACAAUAAUUUCCACCCAUUAAUACAGAGAUACAAUUGACUGGGACUACAUAUCCCACACUACAUACUAUUUCCCACAGAUCACCACUGAGUUCCCCAUUGCUGUAGGUCAGGGGUUUGCAAGCUGGGGGUGGUGACCCCUCAAGCUGGGAGUGGUGAUCCCUCAAGCUAGGGGUCAUGAGAUGGUUACGUGGGGGUCAUGAGCUGUCAGCCCGUGGGUGGGCCUGGCAAUGGAUGGGGCUGACAGGCCUGAGCCCUUGUUAUGUUAAAUUAAUAUUAACACACACACCCAUUUCUAAUUUUGGGGUGGGAGUCACAGAGGCUUGCUGUAUAAAGGGGGUCACAAUACAAAAAGUUUGAGAAUCGCUGUGGUACGUGAAGUUAUGCAUGACUUCAUCAUAGCUAGCAGCCAGUGAAGACUUUUUGAUCAAGAAGCAAUAAUGUCAGGUUUACAGAAUUUGUAGAAGUUAGAGAAAAGGGGAACCUAUGAUCUCAACUAAUCAAUCCCCUUCCCUCUUGCAGGACAGUUCUCUUCAGUAUGUUUCCCAGGAAAAGGGAGAAAUGGCUCCUUUACAAUAACUUUCCAUGAGUUCCUCUUCUGUAAAAUGGGAGAAAUAGUAUUUCUUUACCUCACAGGUGUUUGUGAAGGUAAAAUUAUUUAAGUAGUGUGAGGUGUUUAGAUACUACAGUAAUGGAGGUGAUAAGUACAUAAAAUAGAACAGAAAAGAGAAGUAUUUAAAUAGAAAACUCAAGAUCUGUACCUUCUUGGGAGGAUCAAGCCUUCUUGGUCCAGCCAGGUGGCAAGAGAGAGUGAUUAAAACUACUUCUGAAAAUAAUAGCAUUUAUUCUAGCUACAUAAAGGAAUGAAGCAAAAGGAUCAUUAGUAUACAUAUGAAAAGGUGCUCAUGAAAUGCUUCAUGAGUUUUAUUAUGUAGUUACUAGAAAAUGUGAGUAGGGAUCAGUGGUUGACUAGAUCAGGACUACUACAUUUUGAGAGACCAGUGCUGUAAGUAACUUACAGAACUGUCUGUGUGGUUGUCUGUCUGCUUUUUAUGUGGUUAUGAUUUUCUUUUUGAAGGUAUUAAUUGUUUCUAAAACUGCCCAUUGAUUUUGGAGACUGAAUGAUGGAAGAAGAAAUGUAUUUUCUUUACCUAGGAAAAAAGAAAGAUGCAGCUCCUACUCUUCUGCUUUGAUGGAAUAAGAUUUGGAAUUUUUAAGCAUUUAAAGCAAAUGUCCUCUCCAUUUUGUGACCAUUUUCCUAUUUUUCCCUUUUGGAAUAUGGGGCCUGAUGAUUAUUAGACAUUAAGUGUUCUCAGAGGAUGUUCCACUGCAGUCAUGAAUUUUGCUUGGUCUCUGUAACUGCAUAGAUGGAUGAUAUCUUGUAAGUAUUUUGUCAGGAUUCUGAUUUGAACCCACUCUUUCUUGGAUGAUGGAGGUCAGAUAUGUAAAGUAUAUCAAAGAUUCCAGCACUGUGUAUUGUUGGAAUCGCUGUAAGAGCCACAUUCAGUCCCACAACUCAGGUUCAGGUAUGUGCAACAGACAGGAAAUAUAUAAUUUCUAAUGUCUGAUUCAUCUCUACCUUUCAUAAGCUUUACACCUAUGUAACUCCAUUAUCAGGAGCAACUUUGGUGAAGACAUACACCAGUGUGAGAGGAAAACAGUCCUAAGAUAGUUCAGCUCACCCUUGCAUUGAGUUAGCACAGACCAUAUAGCCUUGUUCUGGUAAAUCUGUUAAGUAAAGCUUGAGACAUCUUUCCAAUGAAGAAACUUACCUAUGUUAGAAAUGUUACUUUUCUGUUUUAUCAUCUUGUAUUAAAUAUGCUGAAUCUAAUUAGGAGACUGUUAGGCCAGUAAACAGUUUGUCCUAUACUGAAUAACAAUUGUGGUAAUGCUAGACUUCUAAAUGAACAUCUAGACAUACAAUAAUACAUAAUAUUUUCCAUCUAAUUGUAUCAUUUGUAUUGAAGACCAAGAUAUGUGUUUACCUUUAUUAUGCUUGUUGUAUCUGAAAUUUUUUCAAAAAGUUCUUAAAGUGUUGUGCACAAAAGUAAUUAAGUGUUUGAAAAUGUAAUUAAUUAUAUAUUGCAAAAUAUAAUUUGUACCAAAACAAUCUCUUCAUGAUUUUAACUUAA